Messenger RNA from Rotaria sp. Silwood1, 1173 nucleotides. The record is from the annotation of a GenBank genome assembly. NCBI's taxonomy places the organism in Eukaryota, Metazoa, Rotifera, Eurotatoria, Philodinida, Philodinidae.
AUGACAAAGAAAAACGAACAGAAUAAUAUCCAACCGGGUGGUGGAGGGACUAGUACAACUCCAACAUCGACAACUACUGUUACAAAUACUACGACGACAAGUGGCAUUGUUAUUGUUCAACAACAACCAAUUAAUGAACAACAACAUUUUGUAUUACCUACAGUGAAUAAUUCAGCACCAAUGAUUAUAACAACACCAUUGGCUGUACCAUCUAUGAUAACUCAACAAUUGCCAACAACAACGAAUGUCCAACAACAAACGAUAACAACUGCUACAAAUACAACUACAAAUUCACUUGUUCCACCUUCAUCAACUCCUACAAUUACAACUACUGUAUCUAAUGCAAAUGUUCAAAAUAAAACUACAAAAUCACCUGGACAAGAUCGAUUGGUUUGUAGUUUGUGUAAUAAAGUUUAUCGAUCAUCAGCCGGUCUACGGUAUCAUAAACGGAAACGACAUCGAGAUGAAGGUAUGCUUAAACCAACACAAAUUCAUCGAGUACGAUGUUUAGAAAAUGGAUGUGUUUAUCAAAUGUUAGCCAUAUCCGAUCUAAGAAAUCAUUUAGCUAAUCAUCAUUUAAAGCCAGAAUAUAAAACAACUGAAGAAAAAAAAUUUAAUUCAUUUGCUGAAUUUACUGAAUGGAAAAGUUCAUUUGAACAAAGUAGUGGUUCAAAAUAUGUAAAAAAUUGUGGUUCAAAAGGCAAAUCUGAAAAUCAAACAACUGAAUACUAUUAUUGUAAUCGAACAGGACCAUACAAGCAAACACGACAAGGAUGGCGUCGGAAUUCCAAACCUCUUGAUUCUCUUCGUUGUGGUAUUCAUUGUACAUCAUCAAUGAAAGUUGACAUUAGUCGGAAUGAUCAAAUAUCCGUACAGUAUUAUCCAGCACAUUAUGGUCAUACAGCUGAACCACCAUUACAAGCCCCACCAUCAUCUACUACCGGUAAUACAUCAUUACCAACGACAAAUGGUGAAUUAGUUGAACAACCAUCUGUUCAACAACAAACAAUUCCACCGAUCCAAACUGUUGUACAAGCAGCUGUUCAACAACAGCAAACACAAACAACAACUACUGAUCAUUGUGUUCGACUUCAACAUCAACAUCAUGCGCAAACAUCAAGUAUUAUUAUUAAUAUUGCGCCUGUGAAUACAACAAUCAUCAAAUGCGUGUGA